This is a messenger RNA of Prorocentrum cordatum, 528 nucleotides long. The record is from the annotation of a GenBank genome assembly. NCBI's taxonomy places the organism in Eukaryota, Dinophyceae, Prorocentrales, Prorocentraceae.
GCGGUGGAGUCGAUCGACGGCCUCAGCGGACGCGAGGGCCGCGGCGGCGGCCUGCUCGCGGCGAGCGCGGCCCAGCGGCAGCGCCUGGAGAGCGUCGCGGAGCCCGUUUCUCAGCUGGGCCUCCCGCCGCGCGACCUCGAGCCUUUGGCGGCCCUCCAGAAGCUCCAGGCUACUCUGUCCCACGACGGCUCGAUGUCGACCAGGGCGGAGGCAACCGCCGCGCGGCGCUGGAUCGGCCCCUGGACCCCGAGUAGCUCGACCACGUCUAUGGCGCCGCCAAAGACCGAUGUCUUGCAGUUGAAAAUGAACGGUGGCUUCAAGAAGCCUUGCGCGGACCCGGCCCUGCGCGACCCCUGGUGUUGCGCGGCCUCGCCGGCGCGGCUGCUGGACGCCGGGGCCAUCGACCUCGCCCGCGACCUUGCGGACGUGGCGGGCGAGGUCGGCCUGUCCAGCGCACCCGAGAAGAGUCGGCGGCAGCGGCCCGUCGUCGACGCCCGGCCCGCCAUUUUCUGGUUCGGCGCGCCAGCG